AUGAGGAGAGCGCGGGGGAGGAGGGGCGGCCGCAACCACAUCCGGGACCUCGCCCCGCCCCGCCCCCCCCCCUUCCCCACGCUCGCUUGCUGCCCAUUGGCUCGCCGCGCGGGCCCUCCUUUAAAAUAUGGCCGCGCCGCUGGCCCGGGGGCGGUCCUUGCCCCGCGCCUGCGCAACGAGCCCCCUCGGCCCGGACGGGCUUUCCCCGGCGGUCCUCGCCGCCCCUCCCGUCAGCCCGCUCCCAGCGGGCCCCACGCGGGUGGGAGCACGAGACCGGGGAGGGCGGGCCCGGAGAGGGGUGGGCAUCGGGCAGGCGGAGCGCGUGCGCCGGCCCCGCCCAGCCGAGCCCCGCAGCCUCAGUUUCCCGUCUGCAGAAGAGUGCUUGGCCGGCUGUCCCUGUCCUGGGCCCGAGGCCGCGGGGCCGGGAGCUGCCCCGGGCCGAGGAGCGCCUGCUCGCGGGGCCUGUGGGGUCGUUCCGCGUCCCCUGAAACAGAUGCCCGGCGGCCCCCGGGCCUCAGAGCCCCGCCCGGCCGCCUGCCCGCUGCCCCGGCCCCCGCGCGGAGGCCCAGCUGACCUCCGCGUGCUCAGACCCGCGCUGCGUGCGGCGCGCUCCGCUCGGGCAGGGCUGGCGAGCAGGCACGCGCCUGCCCUUUGUCUCCCUCGCCCUCUUGACCGGGCAUCUCAGGUCAGGGACCAAGAUUGGCUGGGUCCUAGAAAAAACUUGGUGGGUCUUGUACAACAUUUUAUAAAAAUGAAACAGAUGAAAUAUCUGAGGGCUUUCCACGUAUUUACCCUGUGAAACAUUUUACCUACCGAAGGGUAUAUUUAAGGCUCUGCGUGUGUGUAUAUAUGUAUUUUUUUUUAAUCGGGUAUGUGGUCAAGACGUAAAAUGUGUUUCUUAACUGUGAAUGCCAGACAAAAAAGUGAAAGCCACUGCAGAGAGAACUUACCCACCAUGCAAAACAGGCGUUCUGGUUACUGCCGGUCCUGCAGAGGAGGACGAGCCUGUGCAUUGGCAGGCCAGUUGCAGGCUGGGCAGACUCCUGCCCUUAGUGAAACCCCGGGUUCCACCAGCA
Messenger RNA from Manis javanica (Malayan pangolin), 1076 nucleotides. Lineage: Eukaryota; Metazoa; Chordata; Mammalia; Pholidota; Manidae. The record is from RefSeq and is a predicted model, not a curated record.